Messenger RNA from Megalobrama amblycephala (Wuchang bream), 1314 nucleotides. RefSeq lists its product as uncharacterized. Lineage: Eukaryota; Metazoa; Chordata; Actinopteri; Cypriniformes; Xenocyprididae. The transcript is spliced from 3 exons. Bases 1 to 921 code for a protein of 306 amino acids. The record is from RefSeq and is a predicted model, not a curated record.
AUGGCCACGGUUACGCGCACACGGGUUUCACUGCUGGUCCUCGCUUUCAUGGCUAUUACUAUCGGAGUACAGUGCCGAUCGCUUCGUUCGCAGCUUCGCAAGGUGACAUCGUUUCAAGGAGAGCGUAAAAUCCGGAUUGGACACGUCCAGAGACGGAGCCGUCGCGAACCGGGAUCCGAGCACGACCAGUGCGCCCUCCUGAGCGCCCCGUGGACGGAGAGCACUACUCCGCUUGGUGACUGGGGCCAGAUGUACCGUCUGAAGAUAUUAUCGACGAUGAGUGAUGGUCCACGUCGUGCUGUUUUCCCAGAACAAGCCCUCUUCAGAUUCGUUAGACGGGUGUAUCGCUGUUGUCAAGUGGGGUACCACUGUGGAAGUGUCAAGGGAAUACAAGGCGGAAAAGUUGGGGACUCCACCAUUGAGUUUCUGCUUGGCGAGGAUGUGCUGUCAGCACCGUUGGAGAAAGCGGAAGUUCAUUUUCACUUUUCAAACCCCCAACACCUCAACAUCCAACCUGUGCUCCCCUCACUGGAGAAACGAGGGUUCCCUACUAGGUACAGUGUCUGGUUGAGAGAUGGUGUCGUGGAGCUGAGAGUAGAUCUGCUCGCCCUCUUCCAGGCUCUUCAGCUGGUGAUCGGAGGAUCCAGUAGAGGCCCGAGCCUGAUGGAGAUGCAUCGGGUGAGGGGCUUGACCAGACCAGGGGCCGUUGUCCAAAAGCAAAGACCCCCAUCCCUUCAAGACACAGUGCCUGUAGUGUGGGGGGAGGUCAAUGAGGGCAGGGAUGGUGCGGCCCCCCUGCAGCCCUCUUUAGAGCUGGGACUGGCUUUACACUGCAGCUUAGUGGACAAUAUCGCACAGCCUUGUCAAAAUUAUGGUGUACAUCUAGAACAUGCACCCUUCAUCGCUCUGACGUACAGAUAGCAAGACAUAUGCAACUAUAUUGAACAGUAUAUUUAGCAAAUACAUUUAGAAACUGCUUCUGUGUCCAACCAAACACUGUCAAUCCCUAGCGCUCCCCCUUCACAAGUUCUUUGUGGCCAUAAAGUCUCCGUCCAUUCAGUCCACUAACACCUGGUGUGAAUGUUCCCUGGAUGGUUCGCUAUUUUUUAAGAAUUGCUAAUGAUUCCCAUUGUUCUGUGACAAUGGUGCUUCAGCUCUAGAGAGCUUACUGUAAUUCAGAGUGGCCUAUGUUAUAUGGAACACUAUGCACUUCAGCAUGUAAAUUGAAUUUAUUAAAUUAUGGGUGUUAUUUGUGAGAUAAAUGUAAAUAGUGUAUAAUUACAGUUCUAUAUAUAAAAACUUUUUUGCGUUGUA